AUGGACCGAUUUAUGUGGACAAAUGGACUCCUCGAAAUGAACGAAACCUUAGUUAUCCAGCAGAGAGGUGUCAGACUGUAUGAUGGAGAUGAAAAGGCAAAGCUUGAUGUGGGAGUCGUCCUCCUGAGCACACAUCGGUUACUUUGGAGGGACCAAAAGAAUCAUGAGUGCUGCAUAUGUAUGCCAUUGUCUCAGAUCAUAUUCUUUGAGGAGCAGGCAGCAGGUAUUGGGAAGAGUGCCAAGAUUGUUAUUCACCUGCACCCGGCCCCUGCCAAUAAGGAGCCUGGACCCUUCCAGCAGAGCAAGUUCUCCUAUAUCAAACUGUCCUUUAAGGAGCAUGGGCAGAUUGAGUUUUACAGACGUCUUAUGGAGGAAAUGACACAGAAGAGGUGGGAGAACACGCCAGUGUCGCAGCCAAUUAGCACAACAGCUGGAUUGAAGGCAGGAAGGACACGCGCAGUAGGGAUUGUUGGCAUUGAGCGGAAGUUGGAGGAGAAGCGGAAAGAGACUGAUAAAAAUAUUUCUGAGGCCUUUGAAGAUCUCAGCAAGCUUAUGGAGAAGGCCAAAGAGAUGGUUGAGCUGUCUAAAUCCAUUGCCAGCAAAAUCAAAGACAAACAGGGCGACAUCACAGAGGAUGAGACUAUCCGCUUCAAGUCCUAUUUGCUAAGCAUGGGCAUCGCCGACCCUGUAACCAGGGAAACGCACGGCUCUGGCACACACUACCACAUGCAGCUCGCUAGACAGCUGGGAGACAUGCUCCAGGCACCACUGGAGGAACGAGGGGGUAUGAUGGCCCUCACAGAAGUCUACUGUCUGGUGAAUCGAGCACGUGGGAUGGAGCUUCUCUCUCCAGAGGAUCUGGUGAAUGCCUGCAAGAUGUUUGAAUCCCUUAAACUCCCUCUGAGGUUGCGAGUCUUCGACAGUGGGGUGAUGGUGGUUCAGUUACAGUCCCAUAACGAAGAGGAGAUGAUUGCAUCUGCUCUUGAUAAUGUGUCCGAGAAGGGCUCUUUAACAGCGGAGGAGUUUGCUAAACUUUUAGGAUUGUCUGUUCUCCUUGCAAAAGAGAGACUGCUGCUGGCUGAGAAAAUGGGGCACCUAUGCAGAGACGACUCCGUGGAAGGCCUGCGCUUUUAUCCUAAUUUGUUUUGAUGUAGAAACAUGUCUUAUCUAAAAUCCCUACUGGACUCUUUCACAGUCUCAUUGUACAGAACACUGUACUGUUCCGCAUGUAGACUGGACAGCCCCUCUUUACUGUAUAAUACCAAUAAUAAAUGUUCAUUUAGAUGCUUAUGUUACUUGGUGCAUUAUAAAUGGGUAAGGCAGCAGAGACUUGCUGUUCUUAGUCAUCUGGUUUAAACAGAUCUGGCUGAGAGCCUUGCUAAUAAACCCCACAGUGAGGUGGACUAAAAGGGUUCUCCAGUAUUUUUUUUCCAACAUAAUCUGGAUCUUCUGUACCUGUAGCAUGUGGUCAGUUACCACAGGCAAUCGUUUGAGCCCUUUCACUGUGCUUAAUCCUGAAGCUACUGCAGAGAGAUUUGGCUGAAAAAGUGUUCCUUUAAGUCAUAUUUGGCUUUAGAACAAAGGCGUUCGAGAGCCUUCACAAGUACAAAGUUACUAUAACCAGCUAUCCCACAACACUGUUACUGCACUUUGACUGCACGGGGCAUUUCACAGGUUUGAUGCUAUGCUGUAUUACCUGACCAAACUGGCGCACCUCCCAGUGUCUGAACUGUGUUCUUUAGCUGAGCUUCAACAAGCAAUUAAAAAAUUCAGGCGUCUUCA
This is a messenger RNA of Pygocentrus nattereri (red-bellied piranha), 1782 nucleotides long. RefSeq names its product vacuolar protein sorting 36 homolog (gene vps36). NCBI's taxonomy places the organism in Eukaryota, Metazoa, Chordata, Actinopteri, Characiformes, Serrasalmidae. Gene Ontology annotation, biological process: protein transport to vacuole involved in ubiquitin-dependent protein catabolic process via the multivesicular body sorting pathway. Bases 1 to 1149 code for a protein of 382 amino acids. The record is from RefSeq and is a predicted model, not a curated record. Gene Ontology annotation, cellular component: ESCRT II complex; late endosome membrane. Gene Ontology annotation, molecular function: phosphatidylinositol-3-phosphate binding; ubiquitin binding. The transcript has 14 exons.